AUGUCGCUAUCAUGGGAUGUUGAAUUGGAGUCUCAAUUUGAGACAACGUGGAUCAACUUUCGUGUUGUCGUGCUCAGUCACGGUGACUACCUUCUCUACCAUAUCCUACUUCGAUCCUCUGACAAGGGGAUUGAUGUCAUACACAAACUCAACAACUCUCUUUCGGCCUCUCGCGGUUGGUGGAUGAACAGGUUAUUGAAGCUCGUUCCAUUUAUCAGGCCGGUGGCUUAUAACGCAAAGAUGUGCCCAGUACCAAUUGAGGCCAUCUCCCAAGAUCUUCCCUGCACCGUUGACAUUGGGGCCGAUUAUCGCUGCCACGUUCUGACGAGGGCCUUGCGCAACGCCAAAGAGCUCCCAGCUGGGUGCGACUUCAUUACCUCGUAUCGACGCUUCGCAGCUAUAGUCGAGGCGCCUGGCACUCUCCGUGCACGAGAUGUUUUAUUGAUACGCUUGGAGCUCGAUAAGCUCAUGCUCUCGGCGUUUGUCAUGCUGGCCCUGGUCUUUUCCGUCGUUUGUGGAGCUGCGGCAGGCAUUGUGUGGAAGAGUUUGGAUACUGGGCUAGGAGUGUUUGGUGCUGUCAUAGGCGUGGUUGUUAGAUACUGCAUUUCCAGGUCCAGUCACAGUGGCUGA
This is a messenger RNA of Trichoderma citrinoviride, 630 nucleotides long. RefSeq lists its product as hypothetical. Bases 1 to 630 code for a protein of 209 amino acids. The record is from RefSeq and is a predicted model, not a curated record. NCBI's taxonomy places the organism in Eukaryota, Fungi, Ascomycota, Sordariomycetes, Hypocreales, Hypocreaceae. The transcript is spliced from 3 exons.